AUACUUCAUAGUUCAGUCUUCAGGCAGAGUCGAGUUAAAGACUUAAAAGGUGCGUUGGUUUCGCAUCCUGGUUCGAAACCCCCCUUUUCGUUCCAUCAUUCACAGGUCUUCUAGAUGGCGAUUUAAAAACCAAAUUUAAACGCCAAACAGAGUUCUGAAGAAAAAAACAUGGCUGAAAAUCUUCAAAAUCAGCUCAAGGAAGUUGGAUCCAAGCUCGAGAACCCACCCGCUAGUAAAGAUGAUCUUAUCAAACUUCUUUCGCAAGCCACAGAAUCUCUCUCUGAGUUGGAUCAAUCACCACCAAAAGCAUUAUUGGACUCUAUGCAGCCUCUUCUGAAUGCUAUAGUCAAGCCAGAAUUGCUAAAGCAUGAAGACAAAGAAGUUUCACUUCUAGUUGCAAUUUGUACUUGUGAGAUUACCAGAAUUACAGCUCCUGAAGCACCAUAUGAUGAUGAUGUUUUAAAGGACAUCUUUCAUUUGUAUGUAAGCACCUUCAAUGGGUUAAGAGAUACCAAAGAUCCAUCUUUUGAGAGAAGAGUAAUUGUGUUGGACACUGUUGCUAAGUAUAGAUCAUUUGUUGUGAUGUUGGAUCUUGAAUGUGAUGAUUUAAUCAACGAAAUGUUCAAAACAUUUUUCACUGUUGCCAGAGAUGAGCAUCAUGAAACUGUUAUCACAGCAAUGGAAACAAUCAUGGCUGUUCUUUUGGAAGAAAGUGAGGAAAUUGAGGAGGAUCUUUUAUCCAUUAUUCUAUCUACUUUAGGCCGUGAUAAGAAAGAUAUAACUGCAGCUGCAAGGAUGCUUGCCAUGAAUGUUAUAAAGCAAAGUGCUGGAAUACUUGAACCUGGAAUUAAGAAGUUUAUUUUAUCAUCAAUGUCAGGAGAUAACAGUUCUUCGAAUCCUCAAAUUGAUUACCAUGAAGUUAUCUAUGAUAUUUACCGUUGUGCCCCUCAGGUCUUAUCAAAAAUUGUCCCAAACCUUAAAAGAGAGCUACUGACAGAUAAAAUAGACCUUCGUUUAAAGGCAGUCAAACUGGUGGGAGACCUUUUUUCUAUCAAAGGAUCUUCCAUCCCUCAGACAUUUCAUCCAAUCUUUUUGGAGUUUUUGAAGAAAUUUAAUGAUAAAGUUGUUCAAGUCCGGAUGUCAGUUGUUGAAUAUGCCAAGCUAUGUUUAUUAUCUGAUCCUUUAAGAACAGAAGCUCCUCAAUUACUUGCUUCCCUAAGUGACAAGUUGUCAGAUGAUGAUGAAAGUAUACGCAAACAAGUGGUUGCAGUAAUUUCAGAUGUAGCAUCUCUGGAUUUAUCAUCCAUUUCACCUGAAACCAUAAAGCUUCUAGCUGAGCACCUUGAGGACAAAUCUGUUCUUGUGAAAAACUAUACCCUAGAGAGGCUUUCAGAUAUAUAUAGAACUUGGUGCUUGAAGAAAAUUGGUGGUUUGAAUGUGAAUCAUGACUAUGAUUGGAUUCCUGGAAGAAUUUUAAGAAGUUUCUUUGACAAAGAUUUCGGACCAAACACAAUUGAGCACAUUCUAUCCUCAUCCCUCUUCCCAGUUGAGCUUUCGGUCAAAGAUAAGGUCAAAAACUGGGUCAAACUAUUUUCAAAAUUUGAUAAAGUUGAGGUGAAUGCUUUAGAGAUGAUACUGGAGGAAAGACAAAGGUUACAACUAGAGUUGCGAAAGUAUCUUUCAAUUAGGGAGACAUAUAAGGACAGUGAUGCUUCAGAGCUCCAGAAGAAAACCACAGUUUGUAUCCGCUUCAUGUCCCACUGUUUAGCUGAUCCCAUAAAAGCAGAAGCAGAUUUUCAGAUUCUUAAUCAGUUAAAAGAUGAUAACAUAUGGAAGAUCUUGACAACAUUAGUGGACCCCAACACUAGUUCUCUUCAAAGUAGGAGCCUUAGGGAUGAGUUGUUAAAGAUAAUUGAUGAGAAGCAUCCACUUUAUGAACUUCUAAGCACUCUUUUUAUCAAAAGCUCAUACAUAAUCUUUGACAAGGACUUUGUCAAAAAUCUUCUUCUAGAGACUGAACAACAGAAAUCUGAUGGGAACAAAUUGUUAAUUCAGUCUUGCAUGAAUCUACUUGUGAUCCUUUCAAGCUUCAGUCCUUUGCUGCUAAGUGGGAUAGAAGAAGAUUUGGUGCAUCUUCUAGAAGAUUAUGAUGAUGAGGCAAUCAAAGAUGGUGUUUUGCAUGUUCUUGCAAAGACUGGUGAAACAAUUCGUGAACAAUUGGGAGAUUCAUCGAGUAGAUUAGACCUUAUACUUGAAAGAAUAUGUUUAGAAGGUAGUAGGAAGCAGGCCAAGUAUGCUGUACAUGCAUUGGUGGCUAUAACAAAAGAUGAUGUGGUCAAGUCACUUUCGGUUCUAUAUAAGCGACUAGUGAAUGGGCUAGAGAAAAGGACGAAUUUGCCCUCUGUGCUACAGUCUUUGGGGUGUAUAGCACAGAUUGCCAUGCCGGUUUUUGAAACGCAAGAGAGUAAAAUCGAAGAAUUUAUUAGAAAAAAUAUCUUAAGUUGCAAUCAUAAACCAGUAAAUAAGGCGAAAAAAUCUUGGGAUAACAAAAGCGGACUUUGUUCAUUAAAGAUAUUUGGCAUUAAAACGCUGGUGAAAAGCUAUCUUCCUGUGAAAGAUGCACAUCUUCGUGUUGGUAUUGAUGAACUGUUAAAAGAUCUCCAUAAUAUACUUUCUUUUGGAGAAAUCUCAAAAGAUGUGGAAUCAAGUUCUGUUGAUAAGGCCCAUUUGAAGCUAGCUUCAGCUAAGGCAAUUAUUCGUCUGUCAAAACAUUGGGAUAAAAAGAUUCCAGUUGAUCUAUUUCACCUCACCUUGAGAACAUCAGAGGCUAGAUUUCCUCAAGUUAGGAAACUAUUUCUCAAAAAAGUACAUCAGUACAUAAAGAAUAGGAGUUUGGAUCCCAAAUAUGUUUGUGCUUUCUUGUUAGAUUUCAGAUCACAGAAACCUAUUCGGGAAGAGGAAAAUCAAAGUCUUAGUGAAAUCCUUGAGAUGUGUGAGCAAUGGAAGAAGGCCAAUGGGAAUUCCUCAGUGUACAUUCUUCCCUACUUGAUCCAUGCACUUGCUCAUCAUCCUUCAUGUCCAAACAUUGAUGAAUGCAAAGAUGUCAAAGCAUAUGAACCUAUAUUCAGGAAGUUGUAUAUAUAUUUUUCUAAAUUAGCAGCAGGAAAUGAAGAUGGCAAGCCUGGAGUAGGGCUAAAACAGGAAGAUGUAAUUUCGAUAAUUUCUGUUCUUCGAACUAUCAAGUUCUCAAAAGAUGCUGUAGAUACAAACAUGUCAAAGAACUCGUAUGCAAUCUGUGAUCUUUGCUUGAUAAUCAUCAAACGGUUGGCUCAAAAACAUGAAGAUCUUUAUGAAUCGGUUGUGCCUCUUACUUUGCCUGAUGAGUUGUAUACACCACACAAGAAAAAGGAAGAGGAAAAAGAAUACGAGAACAAAGAAGAUGAGAUAGAAGAGGUUAACAAAGAAGAUGAGACGAUAGAAGAAAUUAACAAAGCUGAGAAAAAAGAAGAUGAGAAGAUUGAAGAAAAUAACAAAGAUGAGAAAAAGGAAGAAGAAGUUAACAAAGAAGAUGAGAAGAUGGAAGAAGAGAACAAAGAUGAGAAAGAAGAAGAAGUUAACCUAGAAGAAGAGAAAAAAGAAGAUGAGAAGAUGGAAGAAGAUAGCAAAGAUGAGAAAAAAGAAGAAGCAAUUAACAAAGAAGAUGAGAAGAUGGAAGAAGAUAAUAAAGAUGAGACAAAAGAAGAGGUAAGUAACAAAGAAGAAGAGAAUAAAGAUGAGAAGAUGGAAGUAGAUAACAAAGAGCAGAAAAAAGAAGAAAUUAACAAAGAAGAUGAAAAAAAAGAGGAAACUAGCAAAGAAGAUGAGAAGAUGGAAGAAGAUAACAAAGAUGAGAAGAUGGAAGAAGGUAGCAAACAUGAAACAAAAGAAGAAGCAAUUAACAAAGAAGAUGAGAAAAUGGAAGAAGAUAGCAAAGAUGAGAAAAAAGAAGAAGUAAUUAACAAAGAAGAGAAAAAAGAAGACGAGAAGAUGGAAGAAGGUAGCAAACAUGAGACAAAAGAAGAAGCAAUUAACAAAGAAGAUGAGAAGAUGGAAGAAGAUAACAAAGAUGAGAAAAAGGAAGAAGAAAUUAACAAAGAAGAUGAGAAGAUGGAAGAAGAUGAUAAAGGUGAGAAAAAAGUAGAAAACAUUAACAAAGAAGAUCAGAAGAUAGAAGAAGAUAAAAAAGAUGAGAACAAAGAACAUAAGAAAAUAGAAGACGAGAAGAAAGAAGAUAAGACAAAAGAAGAUGAGAAGAUAGAAGAAGAUAAUAAAGAUGAGAAAAAAGAAGAUGAGAACAAAGAUGACGAGAAAAAAGAAGAGGUUAGCACAGAGGUGACAGAAGGUCGGACAUGGUUGGCUGAUGAGAGUGUUUUUGCACACUUUGAGUCCUUUAUCUUGGAAGCUAAUGGCAAUAUUUCAUCAAAAGUCAAUGAGGAUGAUAUCAUGAAGGAUAGUGAAACAGAUGGAAACGAGAUUCCUUUAGGAAAAGUGUUGAAACGUUUAAAAGCCAAAGGAUCCAAGUCAAGAAAGGAAGUGAAAAACGGGUCCACACCCAAACCCAAGCCCAAACCCACUGUUGAAACUGAAAAUAAUAAUGUUGAUAUCAUGGGAAUGUUGAGAGAAAUAAAUUCAGAUAAUUUGGGUGUAUCUGUAUCAACAACAAAAUUUGAUUCAAGCAAUGGCCAUGGUGAAAUUAAAACAGAAGCAGAUUUAAAAAGGAAAGGAAUCCCUGAGGAUCUAACCAAUGUCCCUGUACCCAAGCGUAGGAGGUCAACAACUUCUGCAAAAGGGCAUAAAAGGUCAUCUUUUAUAACCAGUGGAAUGAAGGGUGGGCCCACUUUCAGUAAUAAAAUGGAUGAUGGUGAUGGUGAUGAUGAUGAAGAUGAUGAUGGACACAGUGAUUCAGACGAUAAAGUUAGUUUGGAUAGAGGUGUUAUACAUAAAGAAGAGGCCAUGAUUACUGAUGAAGUUGAUUUGGAGAAGCCUAAAACGCCUGUGGAUAUUCAGAAAUCUGGGAAUCUCAGGAAGCGAAAACGAAGAAGGGUUUCACGAUUAGUAAAGUGCACUGCGGAUGCAACCGAAUUUAAAACCAAAGACUUAAUUGGAAGACGCAUCAAAGUUUGGUGGCCUAUGGACAAGGAGUUUUAUGAGGGCUUAGUGAAGUCUUAUGAUCAUGAAAACAACAAACAUGUGGUAUUAUAUGAUGAUGGAGAUAUUGAAGUGCUAUGUUUGGAUAAGGAAAGGUGGAAACUUGUUAAGAGUGGGCACAAACUUGCAGAGAGGAAGCUCAUGACAUAUAGUCCACCCCCAAAAGAAGGAACUUCUAAGAAGCUUAAGUCAUCGGGUAGCUCCAAGCAAACAAAGGAAUCAACUGACAUAUCACCAUCAUCUAUGGUAAGAGGCAAAAGAACCCCAAGACAGAAUUUGAACCAAGGGCAAAAAGGGGUAUCACAAAGAAGUGCAUAUUUGGAAAUUCGCAGAAGCAAAGAUCCUGAUGCAUCCAUGCCUGAUAUCAUAUCAUCUAAAAUCGACAAUUUGGAUGCAGUUGAAGCAGGUGCAGAGAAUUCAGACAAGUUAGAAAAGUCAAGAUCCAAGGAGAACCAAACAACAGGAGAUGCAGAGAGCAGCUCAAACGAUUCCAUGUCUUCUCAUAAAAACGAACCUAGUUCUGUGCAGAAAGAAACCAAAAAUGACGAUUCUGCCCCUAGUGAGACACAUGGAUCAGAUUCAGAAGAAAGUGGCGAGUCAACAGAUGUACAAACACCAGAUGGAAAAGAAUCAUCAACUUAUGAUGAUUCUGACAUGGCAGGAUUCACAGAUGACGAACCUCUUGGUGUGUGGAAGGCUCGAGUUGGGAAAUCUGUUGAAGGCAAAUAAGUGGUGUAUCUUGUUCAGUUAGGGGAGAUGAGAAAACAAACAACUAUUUUACAUGAAAUGGUUACUACACCAAUAAUAUAAAAUGGGUACUCAAUGGUUACAUGUGAAAAGUGUGAUAUGUAGAACCUUUGAAACCAUGGUAGGUGUUGUGUUGAAAGUGUAUGUGUAGAAUGAAUGAAUGAUUAAUUGUGUUGAUUAUUAUUUGUAGGUUUUGUAAUUUUAAGUGCAACAGCAAUAGUUGACAAGUGAAAUGUAACUUGUAUUGUUUGAUUGUAGUUGGUAGAUUAAUUAGCUUAAUUGGUUAUGUUAUUAUGUACA
Messenger RNA from Lactuca sativa (garden lettuce), 6234 nucleotides. RefSeq names its product sister chromatid cohesion protein PDS5 homolog A. NCBI's taxonomy places the organism in Eukaryota, Viridiplantae, Streptophyta, Magnoliopsida, Asterales, Asteraceae. Gene Ontology annotation, cellular component: nucleus; chromatin. Gene Ontology annotation, biological process: mitotic sister chromatid cohesion; DNA repair. The record is from RefSeq and is a predicted model, not a curated record.